Orbicella faveolata is the source of this 3050-nucleotide messenger RNA. RefSeq names its product E3 ubiquitin-protein ligase TRIM45-like. NCBI's taxonomy places the organism in Eukaryota, Metazoa, Cnidaria, Anthozoa, Scleractinia, Merulinidae. Gene Ontology annotation, molecular function: protein binding; zinc ion binding. The record is from RefSeq and is a predicted model, not a curated record.
CUUUGCUUUCACCUGCUGAUAUAUUUUGAAAAGUUGGGGCCUGUAGAAUCAUGGGGAAAGCAGAUCAAAAAGAAAGAAUAACAAGCUACAAAGAAGCACGCGAAUUAGCUUCCGGUCUCCAGGGCCACUCCGAUUAAUUCUCCGUCAUGCGUGAGACCUGCUCACCAGUAACACUCGGGGAUUUUGGCGUCUUCGCGUGAUGGCUCAAAGUAGGAGCUUUUUCGACGAAGUUAAGAGGGAAUUAGAAUGUUCAGUGUGCAAGGAGCAGUUUAGUGAAAGCAACGAACCGAAAAUACUGAAAUGUCUUCACACUUUCUGCAAAUCCUGUCUGGAAGCUUGGCUGCGACAGCAGGGUGGAGAAGCGUUGAGUUGUCCAACCUGCCGUCAGAUCACCGAAUGCCCGAGCAACAACAUCAGCAGCCUUCCAUCCAACCUGUUUUACAAGCAGAUGGUGGACAUUGUUAAGGCUUACAGCGGACUAGGCCAGGAAGAUUCACCACACUGUGGAAACUGCGACGUAAGAAAGUCGUUGAAGUACUAUUGUGCUGAUUGCAAUCACUUCCUGUGUGAAGACUGCGCUAGGGCUCACAGAAAAAUGAAAGCUCUUAGUGGUCAUCAGGUUAAAGAAAUUGGGAAAUUCAAGCCUAGCGAUGCCCGAGAUUACGCCAGGAGAGCAAAUGUUUGCAAGAAACACAACGAUGAAGUGCGAUUUUAUUGUGAACAAUGCGUGAUAUGUAUUUGCCGUGACUGCGCCAUAUUGGAUCAUCGAGACCACAACAUCGUUUCGCUUGACAACGGAUUACAAAAGAAGAAAUCAGAAAUUGAGAAUAAGAUGCAAGAAGUCCAGGCAAAUGUUCCUCGUUUGAAGAGCGAAAAAGAAUUCCUCGAAAAGCAAAGAAUAAGAAUGAACAAAAGCGUCGAACAAGCGACACAAGAAAUACACAGAACGGUGGAAAGGAACAUAGAAUUGAUUCGCCAGCAUGAAGCAAGCAUGACCGAUCGACUAAUGAAGCAGAAAGAAACUUUCGAUGCUGCAUUUUCAAACACAAUGACCAGCCUGGACGAAAAACUGGUUGAAAUAGAGAGCAGCUUGGACUUUGGCAACGAAAUACUUCAACGAAAUAAUUUACCAGAGAUUCUAAACGUGGAAGAAGUGCUUGAACAAAGGUUUCAGGAACUUAUGGAGCCUUGUGCAUUUAACUUGAAGGCAAAUUAUUCCACCGUCAAAUACGUUUCAAAUGACUUGUCGUCCCUGAAAGAUUCACCGGGGAAGUUACUCACGACAAACACUGAACCUUCGUCAACCAUGGUGGAUAGCAUGGCCCUGACAGAGGGUGCCGUACAAGGCGAAGAUUGCACUUUUACAGUGAUUACAAAGGAUUCACAGGGAAUUAAAACCUACAGUGAAAUUGACAUGGUUGAAGUUUGCAUCCAGUCUCUCCAGACGAGAAAAACCUUGGAGGCCACCAUAACAGACUCAAAAGAUGGCUGCUAUAAAGUAUCAUACAGACCUGAAGCUGCAGGAGAGUUCAAUGUUGUCAUAACAGUGGCAGGCGAAGCGAUCAAGGGAAGUCCCUUCCACUUGAAAGUGAAAGAAAGAAAGUUGAGAGGAGAAAAGAAAGCAAAACAUACGGAAUCGCCAGUCAAGCCGCCAACAUUUAUCAAGUGCUGUAGGUGCUCGGAAUACGCCUUUGUGGCUUACCUAUCACUAUGUGGUCACUACGUCUGCAAGCCCUGUAAAAACCAGAUAAAAGGGGUAUGUGUAGAGUGCGGACAGGAUGUGAUUUGUGAAGGAAACCAACCAACUGGGCACAUGACCUAUGGGACUGAUGCAGAUCAUUCUCUCCCGGGGCACGAAGACUGUGGAACCAUAGUGAUUCGCUUCAACUUUGACAGAGGCAUUCAAGGUCCGGAGCAUCCCAAUCCGGGGGUACCCUACUGGUGCUUCUUCUGUAACGCCUACCUUCCUGAUAACGCGGAAGGGCAGAAAUUGUGCAGCCUGCUGAGAACGGCGUUUGAUGGACGAUUGUUAUUUACCAUUGGAGAAGACAAUACCGUCUUAUCUAACGGUGUCGAACUGAAAACGAGUAUAAGUGUAUGGCCAUCCAGGUGCGGCUAUCCGGACCCAGGAUAUCUUGAUCGACUCAAGAGCCAACUGGCACAAAAGGGAAUUUCACAGUCAGGCGAGGCAGCUCUUCCAUAGACUGCUACGCUUUGUUCGAACCUUGUUUCGCUAGUCCAAAGCGAGUACUCUGACAAUAGAUAGUUUUAGGAAUGUUCCAGGAAGAAGAGGAAUACAAAAGGUAGUUGAGUUUCAGCGUCAACAAAUUAAUACCAGAUCUUUGGCAGCCUUUUCGCAAUUUCGUGCAACGAGCCAAAAAAAAAAGAAACGAGUCAAGUUCAUGUUGGCGGUAACAAUCAUAGGUGCUUUUUAUUUUUAUAGGAAAACCGGUUUUUCCAGUAGGAAACGAAUUAAUUUGAAGGGGCCUUUCCACUGGAAGUUUGAUGAGAUACACAGCCUGUUCGGUGGGAAUUGAAAUGGAGUAGUCCUUUCGACUGAAAAGUUUUCAAAUGCUGUCAAAUGGUGAGAUCUCGAUGACAAUUCUACUACUUUUAUUCAUCAAAAAGUUAAAUGUUCGGCUUCUUUUCUCAAUUUUGUUUUCCUAACUGGUAAUCAGGACUUCUUGUUGUCCAGUUCCGUUUGUAAGUGUAUUGAUUAAUCAAAACGGAUUCCCACUUCGCGGUGGUUUACAUUUGUUAGGCAGACCACUCAUAUCUAGUACGACCAACUCUUGCGGUAUCGUGUUGCCAUCACAACUGUCAAAGUUGUUCCGUGUUCAUGAGCGCUGGUAUUAUUACAGCCUGAACAUCACGGCUUAUUUACAGUGAACCUAGGCCAUGAGUAUUUGUGUGAAUCGAAAAAAAAAAAAGUGCCGUCAUGUUUCACUUGAAGGACUGCUGGUCCAUUGCAGAUUUAUUACUUCGCACAACAUUCUAAUCAAGGCUAUAUGAAAUGCAUCCUGUGACGAUAAUAAACAAUUAUUGGAUGA